This is a messenger RNA of Hyalella azteca, 6018 nucleotides long. It is a transcript of the gene fmt, whose product is annotated as flocculation protein FLO11. The record is from RefSeq and is a predicted model, not a curated record. Lineage: Eukaryota; Metazoa; Arthropoda; Malacostraca; Amphipoda; Hyalellidae. Gene Ontology annotation, cellular component: cytosol; nucleus. Bases 46 to 3816 code for a protein of 1256 amino acids. The transcript has 22 exons. Gene Ontology annotation, molecular function: protein phosphatase binding; protein phosphatase regulator activity.
UGCAGGUUUUUGUGUCUGCUCAGCUUACAUUACAACCUAGCCAAGAUGUUCUGGCAUUAUGUCUUCAGUAACAACUCGGCGCUCAUAGAAAAACUACUCGAGAAAGAGGAUGUGACUCUAAGUGAACUUAUGGAAGAAGAAGAACUUCUUCAGGAAUGUCAAGCUCAAAAUAAGAAAUUAGUUGAUUUUCUGUUGCAGGAUCACAUCCUGCAGGAGCUUGUCUUGCUGGUGGUGACGGAGCCAAGCAGCGACAGACCAUAUCAGGUUCGCUUCAAGCAUGCCAGCAUCGCUGCCGAGCUCCUCUCCGCUGAAGUGCCUGCUAUUGUUGAUAAGCUUGCUGCUUCUGAGAGCCUAUUGGAGACGCUUUGCAAUUUUUUGUCCAAUGAGAAGCCUCUGAACCCUUUGUUAGCCUCCUUCUUCUCCAAAGUUCUGGGGAUGCUUUUGCACCGGCGCUCUGAACAGAACUGGUACCAGUACCAGGUGACCUGUUUCCAAUUCCUGGACUUCUUGAAGAACCAUCCUGACUUCAUCCCUCGCGUGGCUCAUCACGUCGGUACCUCCGCCAUCAUGAACCUCCUGCACAAAAUCCUCUGUGGUGUCGAGGAAGAGGAAGUUCGCUGCAGGAUACAUGCCUGGGUGCGCGACACUCCUCUCAUCUCGCUGCUCAUCGAGAAACUUAGUCCCGAGAACGAGUGGUGCGAGCAAGCCAACGUCGAGCAGCUAAUGUGCGACAUUCUGGACUCGGGGGGAGGAGCAAGUCUUGGUCUCAUGGGGUCUCUGGGGGGACACAACGGCAGCUCCAUGGGCAACGGGGGAGCAGCUGCUGGGGUUGGGGGGGACAAUAGGGACAACCAAAUGAUGUCUAACAGCCUCCUGCCUCUCAUAUUGAAUGAUCGCGUUGUGCAGCAGUUGCUGGGUAUUUUACUGCACGCUAACAGCACGCCGUCUUCCAUCACGCAUGUCACCAACGUCCUCAUGAAGAUGCUGUCCAUACACUCGUGUGUUCUCUGCGUCGCCGUCCGUCCCUCCGCUGAGCAAGAGGUCGCUACUGCAGCCUACGUCGCCGCUGCCUCCAUGCAGCAUCUCCGCAGUGAGGAGAGCAGCGAGUCUGGCAAGGGCAGCAGCGAGGGGAGCGACGAGACUCUGCCGUCGCCAGGGGCGCCCGAGUUCUGCGUUGCUCGCACCGUCGCCACAAUUUUGCCUCAGCUGCACCAAAUGCUCACGGCGCCCUGCACGGAAACUGUGGAGACGUCCUAUGGUGAGGUGGUGGAGCGCGUGGGCAACACGCGUCUGCGCCUCAUCGCUCUCAUCACAGCCUUGAUUGAGACGCGUCACUAUAAGAUCCAUCACACCCUCGCUCAGCUCAACACCAUCCCCUUCAUUAUAGAAUUGUUUUUCAAGUUCCCCCAAAACAACUUCCUGCACACGUUGGUGGAGCGCUGCGUCACAGGCCUGCUGGUGAAGGCGGCGCCCUGCAGAACACCUCCCGACGCAGUGCUGCAGGAGACACGUCGCCUCGCCCGUAGCCGCUUCCCCGUCACCGGUGGGAGCGACGCUGCUGGUGACGCAGCUCCUGCUGGUGGCAGUGAGAGCAACGCAGACGCGGACCUGCCUUGUGCUGCUGCUAGUGCCGCUGCUCUGCCACCAGACUGUGGCGACAAGUCUAUUCCUGCUGGGGAUGUUCCUGGUGGAAAAGAUUCAUCAGGCGAUGUUAGUGAAGACCCUGAAAAAAUGGAAGUGAGCAGCGCAGACUGUGAUAGCAAUGCUGCAGUUCCUCGUGAUGCAAACAUUCCUUCCAAUAAUAUGGAUGCCACUUCCUCUGAAGUUCCUCUGCCCUCUGGCACUAUUCAAGUCCCUCCUACUCCGCUACCCCCGCUACAAAUUCCCUCGUGUUUAGGCGAGCAAAAUACUAAUAUCGUACCUAGUGACAAUAAAGAAGAUGCCAAGCUACCAAUGAUCUCAUCAGACGCGCUCAAUGUCCAGAAUUCUACUAACCUUUCCAACGCGGGUGACAGUGUUGCUCCAGACGAAGACAGCCACCCGUUACUGUGCCAGCUGUUCAGAGAUGGUCGGCUCAUCAGUAGGAUCCUCAGCACAUAUCAGUUUGGCUCGCAAAGUGAGCCGCCCCCGCCGCGAGGCAGCCUGUGCGGCUACCGCGGCCACGUGCGCAACAUUGCCAACACCGUCGCCGACCUCGUCUCUGGUGGCGAGAACGCGGCGCUCCUCAACGCGCUCAUCCAGUCGCUGGACAACAACAUACAGGAAGACUGGGCCGAGUUCCAGAAAAGCGUUCUGGCUGAAGCUAAUGCAGCCAACUCCGUCAACCCCUUGCCUGGUCAUCAGAUGUUGUUCGACUUCGAAGAUUCAGAAGACGAUGAUGUCAGGAUAUUCAAAGGCUCUCACCAGCCCGCAUUGCAGACGGACAAUAUGCUGCAGAUCUCCGAAGACGACAUGCAGACGGCUAAGGACAUGAUCAAUGCUAUGACCUAUAGUCUGUCCUUCGACGAAAACGGCUUCGAGACGCCCAACACGUCUACCGGCGCCGCAUCCUCCUGCACCGUCUCGGGCGCCACCGCUGGCCACUCUUCUCCCACGGGCGAUUUCGAUGGGGCCAAUUCAGACGCCGGCUCUGCUGAUCUCUUCGAGAAGCUCUGCAGGAAGAAUUUGUUCAGCGAUAGCGCCACGGACGAUCAGUUCUGGGAUGACAAGGAACAGACCAUUUCUUUCGCUCCUAAUGCACAUACAGUAAAUGACGCUGAAGUCCACAGCUCAGACGAAGAAGAUGAGAACGAAAAGGACGAUAUGAACUCGGGACGCCUGGAUACUUCCAUGGAGGUCGAUGAUCUACGAGACGAUUGGGAGUCUGUGUUUGACCGACGCAGUAGUGACCCGCCCGCCCCUGUUGUCGCUGCUUCUGCAGGAGUUUUCCCACGGACUUCCACCACUACAGUACCCGUACCUAUGCCAGCUCCUGUCCCCUCCUCAUCUCCAUCAUGCUCCCCCUCCUCUGCCUCGACUCCACCCGCAGAUUUUAAUCCAUGGAGCACAGGAACCACAUCUCCUGUUGCUGGGCCCAUCCCGGCAGUGAAUCCCUGGUCCGCGGGCAGUCCUCAGACUUCAGACACUGAGGCCACCCAGAUACCCCCCUGGGCCAACUUUAGUGCAAGUGCUUUCGAUUCAUCAGCUCCGACCGAUCCUUUCAAAGGCACGAAUCCUUUCGAGACUUUUCAAUCCGCGGACAGUACUGGAAAUUCUGCCGCUCCUUCUGAGGACUUGACGUCUUUCAAUGCCCAGUUCGCGUCGUUUGAGUCGACGGAAUCUGCUACAGGAGGCGGAAAUGGAGCGCUCGUUCCUGAGGAUGUCGCCAGUGAAGCUCCGAGCAGUGCCGUUGAUGGAACUCAAGACUCGUCUGCUUCUGCCACAUUAACACAACACGAACAAAAAGACCAGGAACUACAGUCCAACUUCCAUUUCCUGGCUGGUAUUGGCGUUUUAAAGUCUGGAGCUGUGCCUAAUUCCGAAGAAAGCGAUGUAGAAAAACAUGAAUUAGCCGAGCCAAAGCCAAUUGCUAGUUUAUUGAAGGAUCUUGCAACUCAAGAAACUGUAACGGCUGAAGUGGAAGAGCAAAUUUCCGAAGCGUGUGAAGAUGCUAAUGUGGCCGACCGAAAAUCAGUGGAAGAUACUUCCGAAAAAAUGGAAAUUGAUACCGAGACUCAAGAAAAAAACGAUGUCGAAACCCUCGCUACCAAAGUUGAGGAAGUUGAUCUACCAGUUGGCGAUGGAAGCAAAGUUCCAUCAGGAAAUUCAGGUCCUUGAUUGACGACGGGAUUAGUUUCGAACUCACGUUCUUAAGGUACAACGGUGGUGUGUAAUUAGAGGCUACAGAGGGCCGUGUCCACCAUGCCACGAGGAUCUCUCCAUUGCUGAUCUUCCUUCCUUAGACUUGCUGUCACCCUUCACCGACGCUCAUAAUUUCUUCCUUCUAAGCCAUGUUGAAAUUGCCGUGUUACUGAGUCAAGACCUUGUGUAUAUUCUAGUUAGACUCCUGGUUGAUGGCAACGUGUGUUGAGUUCACCUAUCAGGAAUGUAUCCAAAAUCUCGCGUUAUUCGAUAAGUUAACGAUGAAACCGCCGUGUUUUUGUGGUGCUAACUUUUCUAAAGUCUGACCUUUGUUGAUGAAGUUGCUCAGUAAUAAUCAUAAAAUGAUUACGUUGAUAAGCUUCGAUGCCACCCACUCCCUCCAAAGAUGCGUAUUCUUCGUUUUUUUUCUUUGCUGAGCUCAAUGCCUAGGAUCAAAAGCCAAUAUUCGCUCAUCUGCGUCUCUUUCUAUUGUGUUCCGUUGUAUGUUUGGGAUCUAGUAGGACUUCGUCUGCUGUCUUGAGUAAAUUAAUAUAUUGUCAUUAAUAUCUUUAGUCCUAAGUAUAUUUAUGUUUGUUUUAUUUUCAUGGUGAUUUGUUUAGCGUGAAGUGUUGUGGUCGAGCAGCAUUGCAAUGUUGAUUAGUACGAAGCGCAGUGGCCUCCUGAGCCCGUCCCUACCGUCAUCUUGCCUCGUAAAUUUUGUAGAUAAGAAAUUCAAGUGGGAUGCUUCCUUACUACUCAGCAGUCUCUAGCUUAUGUGCCACUAACUGCCUCAUUCUCGUCCUUUGAUUUACUAAUCCUUAACUAUUUAUUCUCUUAUGUUUUUUACAACUCUUAUUUAGCAGAAACAGGCGCGUCAUUUCCGUCUGCUGCGUCAACUCAGUUUCAUUGAUGGUAGAUUUGAUGUUCUCUGAUGCACACUUCAUGACGUCAUCGUUAGUGGAAAACUUUCGCUUGAUUAUUAUUCUUUUAUUUUAUUAGGACUUACCAUUAUAUAUCUCAUCCAACCAUUUGUUUCCAAUAUCAUGUAAAAAUGUUUGAAAGUUACUCUCACUUGUACAUUGAGGUGUGUAAUAGAGCUGUGAUAGCUAUAGCAAUUCCUUACUAAUACUGUACACUUUUAUUUAUUGGUGAACUGCUUGCUGGUGCAAUGAUCUUGAUGUUUCUGCUUGGGAAUGACCGCUGUAUGCGCCACCCCACGCAAUCUUACGUGGCCUUUUUCCACUCGAAUUUCAGUAGGAUGUUGUGAGGUUCCUCUGUUUCUAACGAGGGCGCUUCAAACGGUACCAGUUUUAUAAUGGAUCUUGGUAUUUUUUAUGGAAUGACUUCGCUCCAUGCAUUCCUUAGACUCCAGAUCGCAGAAACGAGAAAGUCGAGUGCAAGACGCCUAUUUCUUUGAUGUUUCUACGCCUCCCUCAUAAUCGUCAUUGCCAGUUGAUCAGCAGUGAGACAACGCACACAAUACCUAGUAGCUCGGGCUGACAUGCCCCUGCUGACAUCUGCAAGUGACCGGCGACAGUCCUGCCAGUCACGUGCUGAUAUUAGCUCCAUUCCCAGUCAAAUGCUGACAUCAGGGCAGGUAGAAAGUCGCGUAACAUAAGCUGAACAUUUCCGCUUGCUUAAGACUCCAAAGAAAUCCCUCUCACUGCGAUACAACUUCUAAGCCUCAGGUCGUUAAGUUAGGCAACUUGUCCUGUUCCAAUUAGUAUUAUUUUCAUGAAACUCAUGCCAUGAAGUUAUUUUAAUAUAUAUCUUACUCCUAGCGAGUACUUUUAAAUGUUGGAGUGAAUAAUGUGAAUAUAAAAUUUCAAUAAAUAGUUGGAUUUUCGUUGUAGCAUAUUUAGUUCAUGCACGAAAUGAAAACGUUCUUUUUCCUUCGAAAUGAAGCUAAUAGGCGCCAAGGUUCUAUUCAAUGAUACCAAUGCUUCUGAGACUGCGUGAUGACAGCCAACAUAUCCACUCAAACCUGACCUCAAAUUAUCUACUUGUGAUUUAUCUUCAGUAUGUAAUUAGUGUGCCGCUCAUAUUUUUGUCAUCAUUCAUUAUUAUUACUUAUUAUUAUUCAUCCUACUGUUGUUGUUGCCUUGGAACACGUUUAUAGAGAAACUUGUAAUAUUUCAGUGGUUCAAACGGUGCCUCAGUAAAGAAAAAUAUACGUAA